AGACUGUGCAGCUAAAGUGGGACUUUUCUGGGAUUUGGAUUCUAAACCUAAUUCACGAUGAGCUGUGGCACUAAGGGUGGUGGAAGUAGUGUUGGUGGUGGCAGGAUCUGUGGCGGAGGCAGCAUCAAGAUUACAUCCUCAGGGUCCUCAAGAGGAUAUUCUGGAAAAAGUUAUGGAGGAGGAUCCCGAUAUGGAUAUGGAGGGGGUGGCUUCAGCAGUGGUAGCUGUGGGAAAAUUAGUAGAGGGAGAAUAAGCUAUGGAGGUAGCUGCUACGGUGGUGGCAGCUACGGUGAUGGCAGCUACGGUGGUGGCAGCUAUGGUGGUGGCAGCUACGGUGGUGGCAGCUAUGGUGGUGGAAGUUACGGUGGCUAUGGUGGUGUUUGCUAUGGUGGUGGCAGCUAUGGUGGUGGUACCUACUAUCCAUUCAGCAGUGGUAGUUUUGGUGGUGGUGAUGGGGCCCUCCUCUCCAGCAAUGAAAAGGCAACCAUGCAGAAUCUUAAUGAUCGCCUGGCUAAUUAUCUGGACCAGGUGAAAAGGCUGGAAGAUGAAAAUUGUCAACUUGAGAUCUGGAUCAGAGAGUGGUAUAAGAAACAUGGUGAUGUUGGACCAGAUAAGGAUUAUUCCCAGUAUUACCAAGAGAUUGACAAACUCUGCAAUGAGCUUAUUGCUGAAACAGAUGAUUAUAACAAAAUUCUUCUGAAUAUUGAUAACACCAGGAUGACAGCUGAAGAUUUUAAAAUGAAAUAUAACACUGAAGCUAGUCUCCAUCAGAAUGUGGAGGCUGACAUUAAUGGAUUGCGCCCACUCUUGGAUCAACUCACUCUGGCCAAAUCAGAUCUGGAAAUGCAGUUUGAGUCCCUCAAAGAGGAGCUGAUAUGUCUCAAGAAGAAUCAUGAGGAGACUUUGAGAGGACUCCGAAGCCAGAGAGGUCAUGGUGAUGUCAGUGUUGAAGUGAAUGCUGUCCCUGGACAAGACCUGAAACAACGUCUGGAUCAUCUCCGGGCUGAAUAUGAAACCAUCAUUGAACAAAACCGAAAAGAGGUGGAAAUCUGGUAUGAAAGCAAGAUGGAAGAGGUUCGCCAACAAGUGAGUACAAGUGAUCAGGAGCUCACUUCAGGCAACCAACAACUUUCAGAACUGAGACGAGAGUGCCAGGCCCUUGAAAUUGAGCUCCAGUCUCAGCUCAGCAUGAUCCAGUCUCUGCAAACCAAUCUGGAGGAUACGGAACGUCGCUACAACAUGCAGCUACAACAGAUUCAGGCUAUGAUUGAACCAGUAGAAGGAGAGUUGGCUAGCAUCCGGUGUGAGAUUGAGAGUCAGAAUCAAGAAUAUCAGCUGCUCCUUGGUAUCAAAACUCGUCUGGAACAGGAGAUCUGUCAAUACCGCCGAUUGCUUGAAGAAGGACAACAAGACAUGUACGUUGACUAG
Messenger RNA from Candoia aspera, 1428 nucleotides. RefSeq names its product keratin, type I cytoskeletal 10-like. Gene Ontology annotation, molecular function: structural molecule activity. The transcript has 6 exons. Lineage: Eukaryota; Metazoa; Chordata; Lepidosauria; Squamata; Candoiidae. Bases 58 to 1428 code for a protein of 456 amino acids. Gene Ontology annotation, cellular component: cytoskeleton; keratin filament. Gene Ontology annotation, biological process: intermediate filament organization; epithelial cell differentiation. The record is from RefSeq and is a predicted model, not a curated record.